AUGCCUCCACGACGCUCGCAUCAGAAGUCGCGCCGAGGUUGCCUAACCUGCAAACGGGCCCAUGUCAAAUGCACCCAGACGGGACCCCCUUGUGACCGCUGCAAACUUAGGGGAACAGCAUGCGAGUACCUAUAUGCGAGUCCAGACUCUAGCAGCCUUGCACAGGCGCAAGAUCCGCCAUUAUUGGACCGUGGGGCUCCGGUGGCGGCCACGGAGGAGGAACCCCCACCGCUGUUCCUGAAUGAGGCUGGCUUGCUGGAACUCCAGCUCAUGCAUCGCUGGUCGACGGUGACUUACAAGAGCCUGUGCAGCAAGGUGGCCGAGGAUGAUUAUAUCUGGCAGAUCGCCGUGCCGCGGUGGUCGCUGCAGCACGAUUUCCUCCGCGCGGGCCUUUUCGCCCUGGCCGCCUUCGACUCGGCCAGCUGUUGCUCAGCACCCUCUGGAUUGCCAGACCGGGCGAAAUACCUCGCCGUGGCCGUCGAGUACCAGACCCAUGCGCUCAACAGUUUCCGCCGUCGGCUCCAGCAGCACCAAGGAAUCACCGACAAGGAAACCUGUGAGGUGUUGCUGUGCUUUUCUCUCAUGCUCAUGGUGCUCGCGCUGGCGUCGUCGCAGUUCAUGGUUGAGUUGGCCUGUGGCUCUCAAGGUGGCGGUGGCGGUGAUGACGACGAGAGUAUGGUGCUCAACACGCUGACGCACUUUGAGCUGCUGCGCGGAUGCAGCACUGUUCUCGGUGACACGGCAGAGCAAUACCUGGCCCAGAAUUCCUACAUACAGAAACUCACACCUUUCGAGAUGCUACCUCGAUCGCCGUUGGACGACGACACGGCCGUGGCCCUGUCCCAACUGAUGACGGCCAAUAUGCGGAGAAUCAACUCGACCGUGGACGAAUGCUGCGAGCACCAGGUCCAGCACGCCGCACACUCCGAAGCGUGCAAGAAGGCCAUCACCAUGCUCGAGGAAUGCUUCGCCAAAUGUGUCGGCCAAGGCAAAGAUCUCGACUACCAAGGCUACGUGUUGGGCUGGCUGAACAUGGCCGGCGAGGACUAUGUCUACGCCAUCAGGGCCAAUGACCACGUCGCGCUCCUAGUGUUGAUGCACUGGGGCGCGCUGGUUGAGAGACUCGGCCGCCGCGUCUGGUGGGCCAGAGACUUUGGGAGGCUUCUGGUCGAGGAGAUCUCUACAAAGGCACUCCAGAGGCAGACGGCCGAUGACUUGACCACGGAUCUCAUCGCUUCGGCGAGAAGGAUAAUGAAUGGCCCCGCAGUGUGA
Fonsecaea pedrosoi CBS 271.37 is the source of this 1272-nucleotide messenger RNA. RefSeq lists its product as uncharacterized. Gene Ontology annotation, biological process: regulation of transcription by RNA polymerase II. The coding region runs from base 1 to 1272 and encodes 423 amino acids. Gene Ontology annotation, molecular function: zinc ion binding; DNA-binding transcription activator activity, RNA polymerase II-specific. The record is from RefSeq and is a predicted model, not a curated record. Lineage: Eukaryota; Fungi; Ascomycota; Eurotiomycetes; Chaetothyriales; Herpotrichiellaceae. The transcript has a single exon.